Molecule: messenger RNA, 1491 nt
Organism: Rotaria sordida
Lineage: Eukaryota; Metazoa; Rotifera; Eurotatoria; Philodinida; Philodinidae
Source: the annotation of a GenBank genome assembly
AUGCAGACUGAAAUGAAUUCUAUGUCAAAAGCUAUAUCUGGUGAGAAUCAUGAUAGUUAUGUUCUUCCCAUAGAAUCUGGAAAAGCCAUAGCAUUAACCAUGAAUUUUCCACAACAUCAUUCGUCUAUGUCAAAAAUGACAGCAACUGAGAAUAAUCAAAUUCAAAAUCAAUUUUCAAAUGUACAUUCACAUUGUAAUCAUAUUACAACUGAUCCUCAUGGUUGUCUCGAUUGUAUAUCAACUAUGUUUGGACCAAAUUAUGCACCAUUUGCUGCAUUUAUGCGUGAAUUUUCUGAAUUUUCACAAACACAAAAGACAAUUGCUAUGAAACAAAAUGAUUUAAUUGAAAAUCUUCUUUCUUAUCAUCAACAACAAAGUCUAGAAAGACCUACAUUAAAUGAACAAGAAUUUCAACAUGUUUUUACUUAUGGUACAUGGUCAAAUGGAAAACGUCUUUUUUCAUCGAAUGCUCAAUUAUUUAUGUCAAAUCGAUGGUGUUUAGUAUUGACUUUUAUUUGUACAACGUUUUUUCUACUAGUGCUUGGUAUUACUCUUAUAAUCUUAAGUAUUUAUUUGGCAACAUUCCGCGAUGUUACAGAUCCUGUUCUUGCAUUUAUUCGUGCUUAUAGUCGAAUUUAUGAAGAUGAAUUUCAAUAUUUUAAAAUAAUUCUUGGUUUAAUUGCUGUUGGUGUUUUAUAUAUCAUAGCUGUCAUUGCUUAUUUUUCUAGUUUAAUUGGACAUUCAGCAAUUGUGAAUAUGAUUGCAUUGAUAUUUAAUUUACUUGGAUUAUUUUGUUCAGUAAUUCUUAUGUGUAUAGUUUUGUUUAUGGGUGAUAGAAUGAAACCAAAUUUCUCAAUUGUACUUGAAUUAAAUGUAGAAAAUUUUGAAAGUGAUACUUCAACUAAUUCACUUUCAUAUUCAUGGACAUUAAUGCAUAGAAAAUACCAUUGUUGUGUUGAUGGUGUUCUACAAACUGGUCUAACAGUAGCACAAAAGAGUCUAAUAUUCGCGUCACUUUAUCCUGGUUGGUCGAUACCAGAAUCGUGUUGUUUUUCAGAUGAAACAAUAUGUGUUCAUACACCUACAGUAAACAACUCGUUUAUUAACUCAUCUUGUAUUGAACCUGCCUCAAAGCAUUUCAAUCAACUACUCUCAACAUUCAAUUUUAUUCUUCUACCAAUUAUAUUUAUUGCUAUGAUUAGUAAUAUAUGUGGAAUAAUUUAUGCAAUGAAUUUAAAAACUGCUAUUCAUAGAAUGAAUUUAAAUAAUAAUGAAUUAGCUAAAAGUUUAUUUGCUCUUAAAUCAAGACAAUUAGCUGGUAUUCAUAGUGAUAUGAAAAAAAAUCCAAUAGAAGAAUUUCAACAAAGAAAAAAUGAUCAAAAUAAAAAUAAAAAACAACAUUUACAUAUUCCUGGGUAUUUUCCUAUAACACCAACUAUUUUACAAGUACGACAACCAGAACAAAAUACAUAUCUUCAUUAUGGAUUAUAA